AUGUCGUCGAAAACAAUUUCAAGUGAAUGGCGAAAAAAAGGCAAUGAAAUCUAUCUUUCGGCUGCGAAUCUUUUACCAACACUGAGAAAACAAAGGAUACAACAAGCCAUUCAUAUUUACUUGAAUGCUUUUCAGACACAAGCGAACAACGAUGAGCUUUCUAGUGCUGCGAAAAAUCUAGCCAUGGCAUCAUGGCGCCUCGCCGAAGUUCUCGAAGAGAAAUAUGCACAUAUUUACCAACUAAAAGAAUCUGCAAGAUAUUUCUCCAUUGCUUACAACGCGGGCCUGUCAAGCAAGGCACAAAGUUGGAUUGAACCUUUGCUUACAAGUACUAGACAAUUUAUCGAGGAUGCUAUUCAAUACUCACUGAAUUUGAGCAACUUUAAAGAAAGGUCGAAGUUUCUCUAUGAAAUUGGUGCUGCAAUUAGCGAAGAGAACUUAAAAGCGUUCUGUUUUUUAAGUCUGGCUGAUGCCACUUUUAAAGCAGGCGUUUCAGAGCUCGCUAAAGGCAAGUAUAAAGAGUGUUUGGCUUUGAUGCAUGAGUGUUACCAGCCUGUGGAAGAGGCAAGGAGAUACGGUCACUGUGAUCCAUUUGUGACCACAGAAGUGGCUGUGUACGAGGGUGAUAUUUUCCUGCAUCAGUGCACGGCCGAAUCAAUCCAAGCACGCUCUACCGGGGAUGACCUGUUUAGCUCGGUGUUACGUGAUGAAGACAACCUUAACGUCGAUAUGAUAUGGGAGGUUGUUGAUUGGUACAAACAAUCAAUCCUAUUAACAAGGGAGAAAGACGUGGAAUUCGAGGCGAUUGGGCAUAGUCGGCUUGGGAGGGUUUACGACCAGGUGCUUAAACUAAAGUUCAAAGCCAAAGAAAACUUCAUGCGUUGUCUUGAGCUCGUUAACUCCUUGUACCCGAGAGUGUUCACCUCCGAGAAAUGGUACCAGGAAGCUACAGAAGCGUUGAACCGCUACCAGCAGGAAACAGUGAGGAAAGAGGAGGAAGCAUGGUCGGCUGAGAAAAAUGAAAUUUUGCUCGAGUUGAAAGAAGACAUAAAAAAGUUGGAAGAGCUUUCGGAAAACGUAGAAGAUCUCUUACGACAUAUCUACAAGACACACCCGCCGAAGAACAAAAAUCAGAAGCUUAAUGAGUCAUUGCUUAGUGGUGAAAAUCGAAAUGUCAAAAAAGCUCUUCGUGAAAGUCUGUUGCAUUACCAUCCAGAUCGACUUAAAGCUAAAGACCUCGGCAAGAAGUGGGUUGUACUUUGCGAAGAAAUUACUAAAUACCUAAACCGAAAGUACGAGGUGUAUAAGUAA
This is a messenger RNA of Paramuricea clavata, 1311 nucleotides long. The record is from the annotation of a GenBank genome assembly. Lineage: Eukaryota; Metazoa; Cnidaria; Anthozoa; Malacalcyonacea; Plexauridae.